CGAUAUUUUUCAAAGUCGCUCAAUCUGUCUGCACUUUUGCACGGUAUCGCAAGCCGGGAGGUUUAGAUUUACAUUACGUGAGGGUACUAGCAGUUUUACUAUUAGCUAACUUAGCUUUUAAAUAUAAAAAAAUACUGGCGAAGACUUUGAUUAGUAAAUGAAUAUUUGAAUUUACUUCUCACGUAAUUUUAUAUUUUUAACGAUACUUGCGUUACCAUUGAGAGAAGUUUGUCGGAGACUCAAACGAGUGUAAAGACGACGCGCGAUCGGAUACGUCGUCGAUUUUCAUUGAUCUCUUUGUACUGUGAUUUAAAAUAUUUUAUAUCAAUUUCAUGCAAAGUGGUAGUGAUAUAUAUUUCAUUUAACGUUUGAUAUUAUUGUUAUUAUUAUUAUUAUUAUUGUCUAUAAUAUAACUAUUGAGAAAAGUAAUAUAGUAUAAAUACACAAAAAUGAAAGAUUUAAUGUCAAUUUGGAGCCGGCUAGCUGGUCGACGUUAUACGUCCGUACAUGUUAACGCUAACCACCAAGUAAGCUCACAAAAUCCCGAAGAUUCUUCAGACAGUGAUCCAAGUAGUCUUCAAUCGAAAUCCGCUAUUGUAGUUAAUCAAUUUUUUAAUAACACACUACCAGUACGUUCUAAUAGCAGGCGGAGAUGGCCAAGGAGUAUCUUCACAUUGAUGACCCUGGGUCUUCUUGGUCUUACUUUUGGUCUGCUAACAUUCGUAAUUCAGCCAUAUGAACUACUUUUUAAAUUAAAAGUAACAUUCAGCAAUAAUGGGGAAAUUUUUGAAUUGUGGAGGAAGCCACCAGUUGAUUUGUAUCUCAAGGUUUAUUUAUUCAAUGUGACUAAUCAUGACAGAUACAUGUCUGGAGUUGAUUCCAAACUCAAGUUUCAAGAAGUUGGACCUUAUGUUUACAAAGAGAAUUUAGAGCAUUCAAACAUAACAUUCAAUGACAACGGAACAGUUUCCGCAAUACCGAAGCACCCACUUACAUACGUACCAGAAUUAAGUGGCGGAACUGAAGAUGAUAUUCUUUAUUUGCCAAAUAUCGCUCUAUUGAGUAUUGCUAACGUAAUGAGAGAUGCUUCAAUAAUUACUACUUGGCCAUUAAAUGCUCUGAUCAAGCAAACUGAUUCACGACCGCUUGUACAAAUGACAGCGCACGAAUUCAUGUUCGGUUACAAAUCUAGUCUUGUUACCCUCGGUAACACUUUUUUGCCAUCGUGGAUUAAGUUUGAAAAACUUGGAUUGAUUGAUAGGAUGUACGAUUUCGAUGGUGACUUUGAGACUGUUUACACCGGUGAGAAUGACGUAAGAAAAACAGGACUGAUUGACAAAUACAGAGGUGACAUUAAUCUACCUCAAUGGACAGGAAAGUGUGCGAAUGUCAAUGGUGCAAGCGAUGGAGCCAAAUUUUCUAGUUACAUUGAACCAAACGAUACUCUUCUUUUCUACAGAAAAAGUCUUUGUCGAAGUGCCAAAAUGGUGAGAACGGGUGAAAAAGAUGUCAAAGGUCUCCAUACAUACAAAUACAAAUUUAUGGACAAUGAACUUGAUAACGGAGCCAAAAAUCCAGAUAACAAAUGUUUUUGCCGGGAAGGAAAAUGCUUACAAGAAGGCUUGAUAGAUGUCACUGACUGUUACUACGGGUUCCCGAUCGCUUUAUCAUAUCCUCAUUUCUACGAAUCAGACGCUUCGCUUCUCGAAAAGGUAGAAGGACUCGAGCCCAAGAAGGACAUACACGAAUCAUACUUUUACAUCCAACCUAAAUCAGGACUUCCAGUAGACUUAGCUUUUCGCUUUCAAAUAAACAUGGCUUUGCAGGACAUAAGCAGUAUUUCAAACGUCGAGGGUUUUUCCGACUUAGUGUUACCCCUCCUGUGGUUCGAAAUCGGAAUGUAUGAGCUUCCAGAGAGCAUGAAUAACCGAUUCAUCUUGUACUUGAACGUGUUACCGGUAGUCCAAGAUGUCGCUAUCUACGCGCUCUUCUUAGGAGGAAUAAUCUUCCUCGUGUGGAGCAUCGUGAAGAUAAUGUUGUACCGGCCAAAAGGGUCACCUGCAAGGCCAGGACAGUGGUUCGAAUCCGAUCUUCAACGCAAAAGACUGAACUUCUUUAACGAAAAACGGAAUUCAUUCCGCGCAAAACCUAUGGACACUUAUUACAAUUCUUUGCUUGAACCCAAAGAAGAAAUGACGCCUAUGACUGCAAUGGUUAACACAGAAUUCAAAGAAGAUCUUGUAUAGGUCAUCUGUAUUAUUAUAUCAUAAUUCGCUUUACUUAUUUUAUGCAGAAGAAUAAUUGAUAAGUAAACUGACGAAUGAAUCACGAAGGUGGUUCUGAAAAUAUAAGCAAAAGUUAAUGAUGUUUAUAAAAGCAUGUCUCACAACACGCCGACCUCAUCAACUUCCACGUAAAGAAAUAUUAAAUGAUUUUUUUAUUUGUUAACUAGUUGAAUUUAAAAAUUUGUUUGUAUCUUUUAUUGACGGAAGUAAUAUUGCUACAGUGAUUUUAGAGUGAAGUCUAAAAAAUCAAAAUAUUACGGACAAGUAAAUUCAUUUUUCAAGUGUUCAGAUACAUGAAAUUUACGGUAAACUUUGUAAUUUCGGCGGUGACUGUUGUAAAUUACCGAGAAAAAGUAAACAUAGAUUAAAAUCAAAUUUUAGUUUAUAAAUUUUAUAAUUUAAAUUAUUGUUUUAUAAAUUGAGAUUGUUUUUUAUCUUCCUACUAUUUUAAUCAGUUCGUUUAAAUUUAAAUGUAUAGUCAUCACAUUAAUUACAGUGCAAAUAGUGAAGUUGUUAAUGAAAUAAGUACUGGAUUUAACGAAAAAUGAAUACGUAAUGAUGACUUUAAAGACAGAUAUUAUAAAAGUAGCUGAAUAUUUUUAUAUAAAGUAUGAUUUGUGUAAAUAUUGUAAAUAUAUCAUUUAGAUGAUAAUGAAUUAAUAUAAUACUGAUAUUGCUCAUUAAUAGGUUUAGUUAACAUGUUGAAUCUCAUUUAAAUAAAUAAUUACCUCAGGUAAAUCUCAUAAAUAGUGCAAUUGACAUCACAAUACGUGAAAAACAAAAA
Cotesia glomerata is the source of this 3069-nucleotide messenger RNA. RefSeq names its product scavenger receptor class B member 1-like. Gene Ontology annotation, molecular function: scavenger receptor activity. The transcript is spliced from 8 exons. Gene Ontology annotation, cellular component: cytoplasm; membrane. The coding region runs from base 450 to 2246 and encodes 598 amino acids. The record is from RefSeq and is a predicted model, not a curated record. NCBI's taxonomy places the organism in Eukaryota, Metazoa, Arthropoda, Insecta, Hymenoptera, Braconidae.